AUGUCUAGCUUAUUGGUGAUGAUGAUGAGUUUUUGUGCAGCUGCUGAUUUCGGCUUUCCACGCAUCGUACCUUAUUUGACGCCCGAAGCAAACUCCAGCAACGGAGUCAUAUUUUCGGUAGCAAGAAGCCCGGUGCUCGACCACAAGUUUUUCAAACAAAGAGGCGUUAAAAUUCCACCAUACGCCGUUCCUCUUUACGAACAGCUCAAUUGGUUCAAAACACAUCUAAAAUCUGUUUGCGGAUCAAAUUGUGCAAAUAGGCUAGCAAAUUCUCUUAUAUUGCUGGGAGACAUUGAAGCCAAUGACAUCGGCUAUUCACUGCUCCAAGGAAAAUCCAUCAAAGAAGCACGGACUUAUGUGCCCAUUAUAACACAAGCUCAAAUAAAUGUUUCAAGGGAGCUGUUCAAAAUGGGCGCAAGGCAAUUAAUAAUCCCGGGAAAUGCUCCAAUCGGAUGCUUUCCUUAUAUCCUAACUGCAUUCCCGAACAAAGAUCCAAAGGCUUACGAUAAAUUUGGUUGUCUUAAAAGCGUAAACAAUCUGAUGACAUUUAAAAACAACCAUCUCCAACAAGCAAUCGCAAAGCUUAGAACAGAGUUUCCUAAUGUCAGCAUAUUUUACGGCGCAUUUGACGAUGGCGUGCGACAAUAUCUUACCCAGUUUAUGGCAGGCAAGUUAAAUACACCUCAUUUUUUCUGAUAUAUUAAUUUUUAAGCUUGAGUGUUGUCUUUCGAUAUUUUUGGGCCUCGUUUUCGUAAAGCUUAAAAUUGUUGAUUAUAUGUUGUCAUGUAACAGGACCAAACAGAAACAACGCACUGAAAGCUUGUUGUGGAUUUGGAGGGAAAUACAAUUUUAACAGCAACAGGUUUUGCGGGAGUCGAGGUGUACCUGUUUGUCCUGAUCCGGACAAUUAUAUAUUCUGGGACGGCUUGCAUUUAACUCAAGAGGCAUCUCAUCGUAUCGAGCAGAUUCUCAUCCAACCGGCUCUCUCGACGCUCAACUGUGCAUCCUAACUUUGCAUGGGCUAAGAUUUCUCCAUAUUUAACCGAGGUUAAAUAUGCAUUAUACAUCGAUCGUCAAUUGUCAAAUAAAGCUAGCAUCACAUUUCUACAUUUCUAAUAAUAAAGUGAAUGAAGUUUGUAUUACAUUUUCUGUUUAUCAUGGUUGGUUGGGGCCAUGGAUCAAGAUUGUAUUCCCAAUCCAUGUAUGGUUGAAUGUUUAAUUAUGAAGCAAAUUGGAACAAAAUGAUUUCAAUCUGUAUGAAGUUAUGUUUCAAGGAUGGUUUGUAAUUGGUGUUUAUUUCUAAUACUAGUGCACUACCCGUGUACUACACGAGUACUUGUUAAG
Messenger RNA from Striga asiatica, 1344 nucleotides. The record is from the annotation of a GenBank genome assembly. NCBI's taxonomy places the organism in Eukaryota, Viridiplantae, Streptophyta, Magnoliopsida, Lamiales, Orobanchaceae.